GGAGCUAUCACAAAGAGAAUGACUGCAAUCGAGGAGAUGGCGGGCAUGGAUGUCCUUUGCAGUGACAAAACUGGGACUUUGACUCUCAAUAAGCUUACUGUGGACAAGAACCUUGUUGAGGUUUUCGAAAGAGGCAUCACUCAGGACCAAGUGAUUCUCAUGGCUGCUAGAGCGUCUCGAACAGAAAACCAAGAUGCUAUCGAUACUGCAAUUGUUGGGAUGCUAGCUGAUCCGAAAGAGGCACGUGCUGGUAUUCAAGAAGUUCAUUUUCUGCCAUUCAAUCCUACUGACAAGAGAACGGCGCUGACAUACAUUGACGCUGAUGGCAAAAUGCACCGUGUUAGUAAGGGUGCACCCGAGCAGAUUCUUCACCUCGCUCACAACACAUCGGAAAUAGAGCGGAGGGUCCAUGCUGUGAUUGACAAAUUUGCAGAGCGUGGACUUCGAUCGCUGGCUGUAGCGUAUCAGGAAGUACCAGAUGGGAGGAAAGAAAGCCCUGGUGGCCCAUGGCACUUUGCUGGUCUGAUGCCACUUUUUGAUCCUCCUAGACAUGACAGUGCUGAAACAAUCCGGAGGGCACUUAACCUUGGUGUUAAUGUCAAGAUGAUCACAGGUGAUCAGCUCGCCAUU
This is a messenger RNA of Triticum dicoccoides, 630 nucleotides long. RefSeq names its product plasma membrane ATPase 2-like. The record is from RefSeq and is a predicted model, not a curated record. Gene Ontology annotation, molecular function: nucleotide binding. The transcript is spliced from 6 exons. The annotation marks the transcript as partial. NCBI's taxonomy places the organism in Eukaryota, Viridiplantae, Streptophyta, Magnoliopsida, Poales, Poaceae.